UAAUUUAUUUGAGGUUAUGUUUUAAUUUUUAGUUAUGUGAAGUGCUAUUAAAAAUUACUAUGUUUUUUUAGUGUCCUAGUGUUGAUUUAAUUGCGUAGCAAUGGCAAAUACAGGAGUUUUACCAUUUGUCAGGGGCGUAGAUUUCAGUCGAAAUGAUUUUAGUGAUGGAAGGUUUCCUCAUUCUGUACGACUUAUGUCUGGCGUCCAAUGGCUCAAGUUGGACAGAUCCAGCCUGAAUCAAAUUCCUGAAGAGCUAGGGAACUUGAUGAAACUUGAGCACCUUUCCCUGUCACACAAUGCUCUGGAAAAGUUGUUUGGAGAACUCACCGAACUGUCCUCACUCCGCACCCUAAACAUUCGCUACAACCGAGUCAAAAGCUCAGGAAUACCAGCCGAGCUGUUCCACCUGGAAGAUUUGACGACGCUCGACUUGAGCCAUAACGUACUCAAAGAGGUUCCUCAGGGUUUGGAACAUGCACGGAGCCUACUGGUGCUUAACCUCAGUCACAACAACAUUACGGCAAUCCCAAACACUCUGUUUGUCAACCUGACGGAUCUUCUGUUCCUGGACCUGAGUCACAACCAGCUAGAGACUCUACCACCUCAGAUGCGCAGGCUUGCCAACCUUCAAACAUUGAUACUCAACUAUAACCCACUGGGACACUUCCAACUGAGACAGUUGCCCAGCCUGGUAGGGUUGGAAACUUUGCACAUGAGAAACACUCAGAGGACACUGGCAAACUUGCCUGCUAGUCUUGAGAUGUUGACAAACCUGCAGGAUCUGGACCUCAGCUUCAACAACCUUCCUAAGGUACCUGAUGCUCUUUACACACUACCAACACUACGGAGACUAAACUUGAGUAGUAACUGUAUUACUGAGUUGGCCAUGGCUCUUGAGGUCUGGCAACAGCUGGAGACGCUGAAUCUAUGCUGCAAUCAGCUGACAAGCUUGCCUGCAUCUCUGUGCAAGCUGACGUCACUUCGUCGGCUCUACUUGAACAACAACCAGCUGGACUUUGAGGGUAUUCCAUCAGGAAUUGGAAAACUAGUAAACUUAGAAGUCUUCUCCGCAGCAAACAACCAUUUGGAAAUGAUCCCUGAGGGACUGUGCAGGUGCGGGUCCCUCAAGAAGCUGAUCCUCAGUGGCAACCGUCUGAUCACUCUGCCAGACACAGUUCACCUGUUGAGCGAACUGCAGACUCUGGAGUUGAAGGACAACAACGACCUGGUGAUGCCGCCCAAGCCUGUGGAGGCCCAGCGAGGCGCCGGCGUCGAGUUCUACAACAUUGACUUCUCUCUGCAGAACCAGCUGAGACUAGCCGGCGCUGCAGUACCUGCCCCGGCGCCUGUCACUGGAGCCAGCAAAGAUCCUAUUGCCAGAAAACUGAGACUCAGAAGAGGACGAAGGGAUCAUGAAGAGGCAGACUCUGAUCAGGCGAAAAUACUUAAAGGAAUGAAAGACAUUGCAAAAGAAAAGAAUAAACAGAAAACUCUUGAAGAAGUGAAAGCAGAAUCACUCAAGCCGAAGCGAUGGGAUGAAGCUUUGGAAAAGCCACCCAUCAAUUAUUCUGAAUUGUUUGAUGAGGAUGCUGGUCAGAUGCCUGGGUUGACCAUCUGGGAAAUAGAAAACUUUCUACCCAAUCAAGUAGAGGAGGUUGCUCAUGGCAAGUUCUACGAGGGUGAUUGCUACAUUGUCCUCAAAACGUCAGAGGAUGAAUCUGAAAAUCUGCAGUGGCACAUUUACUUUUGGAUCGGCGAGAAAGCUACGCUGGACAAGCGAGCAUGUGCCGCAAUACACGCUGUAAACCUGCGCAACUUCCUGGGAGCCGAGUGUCGUACAGCUCGCGAGGAACAAGCAGACGAGUCGGAGGAGUUCCUGGCACUGUUUCCCGGGGAGAUCGUGUACAUAGAGGGAGGGCGAACGUCCAGCGGCUUCUACACCGUGGAGGAUGUGGCUUACAACAUAAGGUUGUACCGAGUCCAUGGUGCCGGAACAUCCGGAAUCCAUCUGGAGCCGGUUCCGGUUUGUGCAGAGUCUCUAGAUCCUCGGUUUGUCUUCCUGCUUGAUACCGGCUUGAAAAUCUUCAUGUGGUACGGCAAAAGGGCAAAAAACACGUUCAAGUCAAAAGCAAGGCUCUUGGCAGAAAAGAUUAACAAGAAUGAACGCAAGAAUAAGGCAGAGAUAAUUAUGGAAACGCUGAACGACGAAAGCUGUGACUUUUGGCGAGCACUUGGCGAGGAGGAUGGCAUGAAACCAGAGGAACCAGUCAUUGAGCAUGUCAGUGAUGACUACAAGAUUGCACCACCACGGCUGUACCAGGUGAAGCUGGGGAUGGGCUACCUAGAACUGCCUCAGGUGGAGCUGACACACAACAAGCUGGACCAUACACUACUGCAGAGCAAGAAUGUCUACAUACUUGAUUGUUACCUUGAUCUUUUUGUAUGGUUUGGUAAGAAGUCUACAAGGCUAGUUCGAGCAGCUGCUGUGAAGCUGUCUCAUGAGUUGUUCAACAUGAUGGACCGUCCGUCUCACGCUCUGGUCACCAGGGUGCAAGAGGGGACGGAGACACAGAUCUUCAAGGUCAAGUUCACCGGCUGGGACGAGGUGAUCGCAGUAGACUUCACAAGAACAGCAGAAUCUGUACAGAAGACAGGAGCUGACCUCACUAAGUGGGCUAAACAACAAGAAACAAAGGCUGAUUUGGCAGCCUUGUUCACUCCAAGACAACCUGCAAUGAGUGUGACGGAGGCACAACAACUGAUGGAGGACUGGAACGACGACCUGGACGCAAUGGAGUCUUUUGUCCUAGAGGGAACGAUCAACAAGAAGUUUGUACGGCUGCCAGAGGAAGAAGUCGGCCACUUCUACAGCAAGGACUGUUAUGUGUUCCUUUGCCGCUACUGGGUGCCGGUGGAGGGGGAGGGGGAAGCAGACGACGCUCCUCCUGAAGAAGAUCAUCAAUGUGUCGUCUAUUUCUGGCAAGGCAGAGACGCCUCAAACAUGGGCUGGCUUACGUUCACCUUCACGUUGCAGAAGAAGUUCAAGGAGUUGUUCGGCGAGAACCUGGAUGUAGUUAGGUUGCACCAGCAGCAAGAGAACUUAAAGUUUCUGGCACACUUCAAGCGCAAAAUGAUCAUCCACCUGGGUAAGCGCAAAGAGCCUCGGCCGAAGAACACUCCGUUACCGGUGGAGCUGUACCAUCUGCGGGCCAACGGAGGGCCGCUGUGUACAAGACUGGUGCAAAUCAAACCUGACGCAACCUCGCUCAACUCUGCCUUCUGCUAUAUCCUGAAGGUCCCGUUUGAGAGUGACGAGGAGACAGAGAGCGGUAUUGUUUACGUUUGGCUCGGCUCUAAAGCGAAUCCUGAUGAUGUACGACUCAUUGAAGAAAUCGCAGAUGAAAUGUUCAAUAAUCCAUGGAUCACUCUGCAAGUACUCAACGAAGGAGAGGAGCCUGAUAACUUCUUCUGGGUUGCACUCGGAGGUCGUAAACCUUACGAAACAGAUGCAGACUUCAUGAACUACACCAGACUCUUCCGCUGUUCUAACGAGAAGGGGUAUUUCACCGUCUCAGAAAAAUGUUCAGACUUUUGUCAGGAUGAUCUUGCAGACGAUGACAUAAUGAUUCUUGACAACGGAGAACACGUGUUCAUGUGGUUAGGAUCAAAAUGCAGCGAAGUGGAGGUGAAGCUAGCCUACAAGUCAGCACAGGUUUACAUCCAACACAUGAGAGCCAAACAGCCUGAUAAACCUCGCAAGUUGUUCCUCACGCUCAAGAACAAAGAGUCAAGACGUUUCACUAAGUGUUUCCACGGCUGGAGUCAGCAUAAGAGACCUCCGGAGUAGAUAACUUAGUAGGCUAACAGCUGUUGGCUGAGUUGGUAUUUUGAUUUUGGAUUUGAGCGGAUUUCUUGUGUACAAAGCUGUACCGUUGAGUUUUGGAUAAUGACAUUCAAUUGAUAGACAGAAAUAUUCAUGGUGACGACAGGGGGCAAAAAGUCAAUGAUUUUAAAAAGGUUAAAAUACCUACGGUACCCUCUGAGAUUUUUAGUUUUGGUCGGCCAACAAUUGUAUUUAUUUAUUGAGGGAAAACAAUUUUUCUACAAUGUCUAACAGGCCAUGGUUUCAACAGUUCAUUAAGGAAAGGGAAUUUUAAAGAUAAAGAGUUUAAAAAGUUCUGUGAAUGAUAAUUUUGAAGUCAAACUUCAUGCUGUUGAAUACUCUUCAUCACUGGGGUUCUGAAGAGUUAUCAUAAACUCCAAAACAUGAAAAAUAAAAUAAGUAUUUGGCUAAGUACAGUUGAACUUCGUUAACAAUACUCUCAUGGCGAUAAUGAAAUACAACUUGUUAUCAAGGUUUGCAACAUCAUUUAAUCAAGGCUAUUUUAAAAUUACGCUUGUUAUCAAGGGUUCCACUGAUGUAAUACAGAUUUUUAUGUUGAUAUACAAUUUUCACUGUUGUCAAAUAAAUAUUUACAACCUCGGUGAGAAGGGGAGUAAGCCAACCUAGUGUUGGAGCGUGGGCUUCAGUCCCUGAGGUCAGGGGUUCAAAUCCCAUCAAUCACCAAUGGAUUUUAUUUUUAGAACCUGUAGGCCUAGUCUGAAGUAAUGAGAAAGAUGCGGGCUUUAGCCUAAGAUGUGAUAGUGAUACAGAAGAAAAAUAACCAGUAAGAAGAGGAUUUAGUAGCACGAUAUUCAAGCUGAAAAUGGACCUUUAGGUUUGAAACCAGUUGUGGUCCAACCAAAACUCAUACCUCUAUUUUAAUAUUUUUUUGAAUAUUGAUUGAACUAUUACAGAGGGGAAAAUGCCAAUUUUUUUAUUCGCAGAAGACACUGAAAAGCUAUUGAUUUCAAUUUAAAAGGUUUCUAAGUCACAGCUUUUUAUCGGGGUUACGUACUGUAGGCCCUACUAACAAUUAAGCUGUUGAAACCCCAUGUAUGUAUUUUUGUACUAGUGUAUCUGAUCUCCAUUCACUAAAAUAUUAACAUAAUGUUCUCGCUGGAGAUAUCAUUAAAACUACUGAAGAGUUAAUAUGUCUGACCUCAGAUUUUAUUUGAUGACAAUUUGUAUGUUAACCAAUUUGAAGAAAGUUGGAUAAACACGAUAAUAAUGCAAAAUCUGGAAAAAAACUAAUUAUUUUGAACAAAUAUGAAAACACUUCAAAUCAUUGAUCAUGAAAUAACUAUUCUACACACUUAAACAUCCAACACCAAAAAAUUACAUUUUUAAGGCAUACAAUUUAUUUGGGUUUUGUACAUUGAAAUUUUCUUGUCUUUCAGUUAUGGUAUGUUUGACCUUAUAAAACAUUUUGCCUUUGUGAACAAUAAUAUCCUACUAUGUAAUAUACAAUUUGUACAACGAAAUCGAGUAUAAAUUGAAAUAGUAUAUUUCGUACCAAGGGCCGAAAAUGAGGUUUUGCCGGCUCGAGAUAGUUUUUAAGUUCGAGACGAAGUCGAGAACUUAAAUCGAUCGAGAGCUGCAAAACCAUUUCGGUCCGUGGUACGAACGCUAUUUUUCACCACACUAUACCAUAUUACCACUAUUCACCACUAUAAUAAUGCGCACUGAUAGUCAACACAACUACAACUUUAAGGUUAUGUGAAGAAAUAAUUUGAGGAAUCAGCAAAAAUAAAAAUAAAUAGUUGCUAGGCAACGGUGACAAUAACACAAUUCUAUUGCAAUGCUAUGGAUUUUGAUUGUGUAUUUAAAAUGCAUUCAUGUUUAAGUAAGUAAGCGGACAGCUGAUUUUGCGGCCCCGGCCUGUAAAAACCUGCUCGGUCCCCAAUUUAUGAUGACAGCUGGCAUCGCCAGCAAAACGUAACUUUCAGCCACCAAUUAACGUAUGUAAUACAGCCAAAAACAUCAUAGUGUGGUGAAAACUGUAUUUUUGGUAGCACAAAACUGCAUUUAACUUUAUGGUUUCAUGUUAUUCUUAUUUAUUGAUUGUUUAAAAACUCCUCUCCUGUUCUUCCUCUUUAAAGCUCAAUAUUAGGUGUUUAAACAUGGUAUAGCUUUUAUAUAAUUUAUUUUACGCAAUAUUUUGUUUUAUGUUCGUAAUAUUUAUUUAAUGAAGUAUUAUGGUUGGAGUAUUCAUUUUUAUCAGCAUUUUACAAACUACCUGUGACUGCAAGCCUUUAUGUAAAUGACUUGUAUAAAUUUGGUUUUACUAAAUUUAUAAAUUUGUUUUUACUAAAUAAGGGGUUGGGUGAAAGGGGGUAAUCAAAGACAAUUAAAAAACAUUAGCCUUAGAUAUUUUGUAAAAUGCUGGUUGAAACAUUGCUUGUACAGAAAAUAUUUUGUAACUUAUUCAUGUACAAUAAUUCUAGUCUUACAAAGAUUUUUACUAACUAAAAACUAAUUCUACAAGGAAUA
Molecule: messenger RNA, 6373 nt
Organism: Macrosteles quadrilineatus (aster leafhopper)
Lineage: Eukaryota; Metazoa; Arthropoda; Insecta; Hemiptera; Cicadellidae
Gene: fliI
Product: protein flightless-1
Exons: 25
Coding region: 101-3847 (1248 amino acids)
Biological process (GO): actin filament severing; myofibril assembly; barbed-end actin filament capping
Cellular component (GO): nucleus; cytoplasm; actin cytoskeleton
Molecular function (GO): actin filament binding; phosphatidylinositol-4,5-bisphosphate binding
Source: RefSeq, a predicted model, not a curated record